Messenger RNA from Phragmites australis (common reed), 769 nucleotides. RefSeq names its product MLP-like protein 423. Gene Ontology annotation, molecular function: protein phosphatase inhibitor activity; abscisic acid binding; signaling receptor activity. The transcript has 2 exons. Bases 73 to 534 code for a protein of 153 amino acids. The record is from RefSeq and is a predicted model, not a curated record. Lineage: Eukaryota; Viridiplantae; Streptophyta; Magnoliopsida; Poales; Poaceae. Gene Ontology annotation, biological process: defense response; abscisic acid-activated signaling pathway.
CGCCAUGGCCAGACCACAAACACAUCAGCAUCUACAGAAAUUAUAAGCAGUUAGAGCUUAGUGAUUGAUUAGAUGGCGUCCAAGUCUGAGCUGGUGGUGGAGGUGAAGUCCCCGGCGGACAAGAUGUGGGCGGCGCUGCGGGACUCGACGGAGCUGUUCCCCAAGAUCUUCCCCGAGCAGUACAAGAGCAUCGAGACCGUCGAGGGCGACGGCAAGUCCGCCGGCACCGUCCGCCUCCUCAAGUACACCGAGGGGGUGCCGAUGCUGACGUUCGCCAAGGAGAAGGUGGAGCUGGCGGACGACGAGAACAAGGUGGUGUCCUACAGCGUGGUGGACGGCGAGCUCGUCAACUUGUACAAGAACUUCAAGGUGACGCUGAAGGUAAGCCCCGCCAAGGACGCCGAGGCCGGCGCCGUCGUCAACUGGGCCGUGGUGUUCGACAAGGCCAGCGAGCAGGUGCCCGACCCGGACGCCAUCAAGGAGACCGCCGCCAAGACAUUCCACGACCUCGACGACUACCUCCUCAAGAACUAGGCGCGCGGAUCCGAUCCAUCGACGCACUAGUCUACAGCUGCUCACUAGUGCUCUAGCUUCGCCGUUGUUGUGAGUGUUGGUUCGCUAGCUUACCGUGGAUCGUGUCCGUGUCUCUGGCGCAUGCAGUGGCAUUGUUACCGUCCGGUCGGUUGAUGUUGCUACGGAGAUCAUGCGUGCGUCUGCCUACUUUGGUGUUACGACCUACGAACGAAUGAAUAAGAAGUUCCCAGUGUCA